Messenger RNA from Archocentrus centrarchus (flier cichlid), 3346 nucleotides. RefSeq names its product bromodomain-containing protein 4B. The transcript has 3 exons. The coding region runs from base 509 to 2593 and encodes 694 amino acids. The record is from RefSeq and is a predicted model, not a curated record. NCBI's taxonomy places the organism in Eukaryota, Metazoa, Chordata, Actinopteri, Cichliformes, Cichlidae.
GGGGGGGAGAGAGACAGGAAGGGAGAGAGAGAGAGAGCGAGAGAGAUGUAGAGACAGGAAGCCUCCGCUGCUACUGAGCCAGUGAGAUGCAGGCAGGCAGAGAGAGAAGACAGAGAGAGGGGCCCUCGGCAUCUCCGCGGCUGGCCCAAUGAGGGGGUGAGGGGCUCAAGAGCACUACAACGAAGAGAAUAGUGGGAGGGGAAGCUGAAACUGAGGGAAAAGAAGAAGGGCGAUAAAAUCAGAAACAGGCUUCAGCAGGAAAAGGGGAGUGGGUGAGUGGGACUAGAGCUGAGGAGGGAAAAACAGAUAAAAGUUUUGGAGACAGAGUAAAAGAGGGAGAAGGAAGGGUAAAAGAGACUGAACAUCAGAGCGGAUAAAGCCUGUUAAUGGCAAAGGUAGGAGGAGAUUCAUGGAAGAAGAGGAGGAAGCUCUCGGUGUCUCAGGAGUCCUCCUGUUCCCCUUUUACUUCGUCUUCAUUCUGUGAGGCUGCUGGACAUCAUCCAUCACCAUGUUCUCUGACAGCGGGGCUCCAGCGUCUGGGGAGCAGAAAGGCUUCAAGUCCCACACCCCUCACUUCAUCCCGUGGCUGCGCAGUAGCUUGAAGGCUCACCACAGCAGUGACCUGGGGCUCAACGGACCGUACAAAUCCAACUCAGAGACCCAAAACAACCUGACCCCACUGGAGAGAGCCAAAGGCAUUGGCUUUUUCUCCAUCCAGAGGAAAGACCGGGCAAAAAAGGGGGAACUUCGGUGCAAUGGGGUGGGGAAGGCCAGGAUGCUGCCAGUUGUGCUGAGGGGUCACCACAUCCUGCCAGGGAGUCUGGGGAAGCAGAGGGAGGACAGUCCUGCCAGGUGGAACCGGACUAAAGAGCUUGGCACAGACCCUAACUCACAGAUCAGCCCAGGGGAGGGGCCACAGGGCCUGGCCAACAGCUCCUCCACUGCUCAGGACAACCAUACCUUUGUUAGGAGCCCCAGCAGCCACCUGAGCCUGCAUCAAUCACAGAGUGACAGGAGUAGCAACUCAGUCAAGAAAUAUGGGCCACUAGUUGGACCUCCUCCUGUUCCUGCUGCUGCAUUGCUCUCUGAGGAGCCAAACUUUAAUGUGCCUGUUGUUAUGUGUAUGGAGGGUAAAGGGGGUAAGGUGUGGGACUACGCCAGCCAUGCUACCUACCGUCAGAGAGACCUCCAUUCAUCCAGCUGGCUGAACUAUGACACUCAGGGACUAAUAGCGAGGCAACAUGGAUUCAGCUCCAACUUCAGCUACAUCAAUAAACACAGCAAGAGCUCCCAGAGCCAAAGAGACCUGACAGCACUGAGGGAGCCACCUGUGGAGGAUAUGAGCAGGCCCCUGAAUGGAGUUAUCUUCUCCACUGAGAUUCCUCACAGAGGCCUGAGCUGUACCACAACUCUACGAGGCCCCAAGAAACCCAGACCAAGCUCAGAGCGCAUCGCAUUUCUGGAUAAGAACCAGACGUGGGCGCAGCACAGACCAAAGAGUGAAGGGGAGGCACAGAGGAAAGAGGCAAGCUGCAAAAGGAAGGUGGUUCGAAACCAAAUUAAACGAGUGGUGGACAACCUGGAGCAGGUUCUCAAAGCCCUGAGGGAUGUUCAUCAGGAAAUGAAAGAGGUGGUGCAGCAGAUCGACCAUCUAACUGCAUCCAUUGAUCUGAAUGAGGAGGAGGAGGAGCAGGAAACUGGAAGAGACAGCACCAAACCUCCCAGUAACAGCAGCUACAGUUCAGGCUCGAGCUCAAGUGAGGCAACAGUAGGCAUCACACAUCAGAGGCUGUCAGAGCCUGAAAACCAGCCAGAAACUGUGGAUUCAUCUGGCACCCUGAGGGGAGAUCAUCAUAGCAGGAGCCACUCUCCACCCAAUGUGCAGCUGCCCCUGAUAACCUCUGGAUUUUUAUCCGAGAGGAGUCGGACUCUUCACCUCACCGGUAGUCUGGGGGCCUCACCCAAACGCGCUGGGAAGCUGCCAUACCCCAGUAACAUUCCUUCAUCCAAUUCAGCCCAACUUCAAAACCUCUCCUCCCGUGACCAUGCUCACUCCCCCCAAAGAAGCCUCCCUGUUCGGCCUCCGACUCCUGGUCUUUCCCCUUUAACAGUAAACUUCCAUCUCCCCAGUAGCUCUGGGUCUCAGCCUCAUUCCCCUGGGGCUACCUCCUCCAUCAGGAUCAACCCCGUCACACCUCCCUCUCCCCUGUCUUCAAAGGCUAACCCACCCCCUGCUCUUAGCCCGUCUGUCAUCAUACAGACCAAAGUGGGGUCUUAUCAGACCACACAAAGUGAUCUCCCAUCUGCUGGUCCACCUUCUCCAUCAUCCAACCUGCCUCCGUCUGCUAGCUGCCCACCCACCAACUCAGAGACUGAAACUGUGUCCGUCGCUAACACGGAGCGGCGAGCAUGCUCAGCAGGACCAUCACACAUACGCACCACAGCAAAACCACCCACAGCACAAGGCCACAGAGGUCGCAAGCCUCCACCUUACUCACAUCACAGACUCUCUGAAAACAGAAAGAAGGUGAAGGAGCCCCGCAAAGCUCCUCCGUACCCUGAGAAAAGAAGGCUGCUCUCAACCACAGUGUGAGACAAUGCAGCAGGAGAGGGGGGCUGAUCGAACAGAGCCAUAUUCACAGCACCAGCCACAAGUCUGCGAGAGUGGAGAGUGAUUUAAGGCUUGCCAAGCUGAGCUGAGACCAAGUUUCCAAGGUGACAAGGCAAAGACGCAACUUGGGGGCACGGAGCCAGAGCAGGAGGAGGAAACAUGUGCUCGCACUAAUGACAGAGUGUGUCAGGACUGUCCUUGCUGUGGGAAGGAGGCGUGUCAAGGUGCGCUCCACUUCACAGACGACCACAUCAGACACGGCAGACCUCCGUAAAGUGGCUGAGCUCAGACCGAGCGCGGACAUUAACCUUCCAUGAAACAUUAAGUGCACAGACUCGAUUCGGAGUGUGACGUCAAGAACAAAUAAAGUUUUCAUGCAACUUUGACUUGCUCGGUUCAUGUUAGUUUGUCAAGGGCACAUUAAGGGUUUAUAUAGAACUGGAGGGAAGACGCUGUCAAGCAAUAGCUAAGUCCAAAAUACAUUUAUUUCAGUUCUAGUCAGGACUGUAUGGUUUGGUAUAUUCUGCUACCGAGGUGACGAGAUGGAGUGUUGUUUAAUCUAAAUCCUUAAGUUACGAAAAUGCAGCAGCAACUUUAUCGACUAUGUGUCUGGUGGCACGCCUCAUGGAGCGGACUCCUUUGGUUGGCUUAUUGUUGCAGUAAAGCAACAGAUUAUGCAUUCGUUUUUCAUUGAUUUUUAAGAAGUAGAACGGCCCAGUGCCGCCCCUUUUUGCA